AUGGGGCGGCGGCGGCAGGUCAGCCAGGUGGCUGGGGCCGGGACGAGGACCUUACCCAAGGCCAUCGCUGCACUGAGUCGGACGCUUCCCGCCGGAAUUAGCCCCGAGACUUUCCGUCGUGCCAAGUUCGACCUCCCGGAGGCGGCCCCUGCGCUCUGGCGGCUGCUCUACCACGUGCUCGCGCCGAACCCUGACGAUGAAGCUACCUCCUCUCUGAGCAUCGAGGCUCAGGUCCGCCUGGUGAAGGCUGUGCUGCGUGCCCAGGGCUAUCCUCGGACGGCCCUCUCUCAGCUCCCGGAAGAUGGCUCCCAGUCCAGCCGUGAGCUCCUGCUGGCCCUGUCCUGGCUCCUGGCCCGCGGGCCCCUGCUCGAAUCGCUACUGGCCCGGAAGCGGGUGCACCUGGGCGACGAGAUGCCCGCGUGCGAGUGUGAGGACCUAGCCUUUGGCAGGGCCAGCUCUGACUCAACUGAAGCCCACAAGGACACUGGCAGCCCUGUAGACGUCCGCCUUGUACAGUGGCUGAUGGGAAAGCUGCGGUUCAGGUGGCGGUACCUCAUCUCCAGCCAUGAGGAGCACUGUGCUCUCCUGAGCAAGAUUCACGAAUACACCCAGGACUGCCACAGCGACAGGCGCCUCGGCCAUCUGUCUGUUGCUGAAACAGAGCUUCUCAGGAACCCGGAGGGUGGCCAGGAGCUCCUGUGGACGCUGGAGCGUGAGAACGCCCGCUUGGAGGCCGCCCUCGAGUGGCGGCGCCUGGAGCCGGUCUUCUGGCAGUGGAUGGACACAGUCCUCACUGCAUGUCCUCCUGACAGUGGCUCACAACCCAUGUUUCUGCCCAGCAUCCAUGACCAAGGGGUUCAGGAGUUAGAGCUGGUGGCUCUGGAACUGCACGCACUGCAGGAGGAGCUACAUGCCAUCUUGGCAGCACGGCGGGCCUCCUGGAAGGUCCAGGUCCUGGGCCAGGGGCCUGAGUGGAGUGCUGCCAUGCAGGCUUCCCAGGAGGCCGUGGGGCAGGAGCUGGCAGCCAUCCAGCAGGCCUGGGAGGGUGGGGACCACCUGGCCCAGCCCCAUGGGCCACAUCGGCUGGUAAGGAGCAAGACCAGAGCUCCGUUGAGCAGGGGCCUGUGGGCUACUGAGGCCAUUGGGGCUCUGAGGAGGAAGGAGGCCUGCCUGGAGGCGGCGCUCUGCCAGCUGCAACAGCAUUGUCUGCGGGAGCUGACCAGGCUGAUGGGAGCACUGCCGGGCGUUGUCUGGAUCCCACCUAGUGGACACUGA
Molecule: messenger RNA, 1275 nt
Organism: Elephantulus edwardii (Cape elephant shrew)
Lineage: Eukaryota; Metazoa; Chordata; Mammalia; Macroscelidea; Macroscelididae
Gene: TEDC1
Product: chromosome unknown open reading frame, human C14orf80
Exons: 8
Coding region: 1-1275 (424 amino acids)
Source: RefSeq, a predicted model, not a curated record